Molecule: messenger RNA, 1006 nt
Organism: Cercospora beticola
Lineage: Eukaryota; Fungi; Ascomycota; Dothideomycetes; Mycosphaerellales; Mycosphaerellaceae
Molecular function (GO): oxidoreductase activity, acting on the CH-OH group of donors, NAD or NADP as acceptor
Source: RefSeq, a predicted model, not a curated record
GAUCCUACAAAGGAGCUGAAGCUACCUCCAUGGCCGGUUUUCGUAAUGCAACAAUGACUAAACUCAAUUCCGCGCCCGAUUUUGAUGCUGUCAAGGAUAUAUAUACAUGUAUGGAUUAAAGUUUCGUUGUCGACGACCGUACAGACACAGCCAACGCAAACACGUUUAUCGAUCCCCAAGUCGCCAAAGAAAGACACAUUCAAUCAUGCCUUCUUAUCUAAUAACAGGCGCGUCGCGUGGUUUGGGAUACGCCUGGAUCAAACACCUAUCUUCCGACUCAAGCAACACUGUAUUCGCACUUGUGCGCAACAAAGCCGCAACAGAGGAGAAGCUGUCCUCAGACGACACCAAGAAUGUCCAUGUCCUUCAAGCAGACAUCACAGACUUGCCGGCACUGCAAGCCGCCGCUGAGGAAGUCUCCAAAGUGACAAACGGCAGUCUCGACAUUCUCAUCCACAACGCCGCUCUCCUAGUCGGCGCCAGCGCCUUCACCACAGUCCUAGGCCAGAGUCCCGAGGACCUCGCGACUGAAUUGACAGAUUCAUUUCACUCGAAUGUCGUCGGAUCAUCCUACGUUCUCAACGCCUUUCUGCCUCUCAUCCGUGCUGGCAAAGAAAAGAAAAUUGCAGUCAUCACCAGUGGCAUGGCAGAUCUUGAGCUUGUCAACAAAUAUUCUAUUGCAUUAGCAACACCCUACGCAGUCUCCAAAGCAGCUUCGAAUUUGCUUGUGGGGAAAUACCACGCUGCACUCGGAAAAUCUGAAGGAAUUUUGGUGUUUUCGAUCAGUCCUGGGGUGGUGAAUACUCAAACUGGAGAAUUGACUGAAGAGCAGAAGAAAGUUGUUGGGGGGAUGAUGGCUCAGUUUGCGGAGGUGGCGCCGCACUGGAAGGGUCCGAUUACAGCGGAGGAGAGUGUGACGAAGCAGCUUGAGGUCAUUGAACGGGCGACGGUAGAGGAGUUCGGUGGUGCGUUCGUCUCGCACUAUGGAAACCAGCAGUGGCUCUAG